AUGAAGCUCAAGCUUAUCAUAAAUGGACCAGAGUCGCCAGAAGACUAUAAACUUCUGAAAUCUACGAUCUCAACGGUGGCCUCGUUGCGAAAAACCGCAGUUUUAAGGUUCACCAGUGAACGUCUGGUAAUAGUGUCGACACCGACUUCAACGGCAUCUAGUAGCUCUAUUUUGUACGCCGACAAGGGCCAACUAUGGUGUACAAUACCAAGGGAUGUUUUUUCGUCUUAUGAGGUCGUCAGUGCUCGAGAUCUAAAUACAAUUACCAUGGAGUGCAGCUGCGAUGUGCUCCAGAACAUAUUCAAGAAGUAUGACAAGAGUAUCAGCUUGGGGAAUGAAGGGAUCAUGACCAUAAAGCUGCAAAGCAUGCCAGAGUGGAACACUAAUGUGUUGUCAAAUGUGGACAGUAAAAACCCAGCAUCCAGUGGAUCAAAAGUCAAUCCUGUGUGUGCGUUGGGGGUGACAUUUGAGGAAGUGAUUAGCACCGACAUAGAUGCAAAUACAGCAGUGAAGAUGGGAGGUGUCAUCGGGUCCGGAAGCACCAAGACUAUAUCCCAUUCUUUUAAAGUACCCACGAGGCUUUUAUUUCGCGCGCAGGACGCCAAAAUACAAGAGCCAAUGAUCAACUACACCCAGCUUAUGAUGUACAGACUGCCCUCGCCACGGGGAGAGUGGGGUCGCGGCUUUGCCAGCUUUAUCAGGCGCAUAGAAAGGUAUUCAAAUGUUCACAACAUCAAGCUCAGCGGCAAUAAGUUUUGGCAAAACAAUGACGGAAGAGUCAGUGACCAUGAAUUUAAAAUUGUGGUGAAUGAGCUGGAUUGGUAUCUUGAGAUAUGCUGGAAUGGCCCUUUGGAUGCAAUGGUUCCGCCACAGGGUGCAGACGAAGAGCCCGCAGACCCACCUGCAGUACAACCGGAAGUGAAUGAUGAAGUUCAGGUGGAAGAAACGCACGAACAGAGCUUAUUCAUAGAGGAAAGCUUUGCUUCUGAAAAUCUCAAUAGUGCCGACUCGGGGCCCAAUGGUGACGAAGAUAGCGGUAAAGCGGAAGUUUCAGUGCGAGGGCCAGAUGUCCCAUCGAAACAUGAGGUUGUGAUACGAACUAAGGAUUGGAAAGUUUGCUCAAAAUUGUACGAGGCAUUCGAAGAGAUCGUUUUGGCCAUUUCCUAUGAUGAAUCUUGUGUCUUUCAUUGCACGCUACCAAGAGGAAAUAUUGAGGACCAAGACGGCGAGCGCCCUCGCGAGCACGGCCAAGUGAUUUAUUACAUGGCUAGAGCUCGAAAAAUCUAG
Lachancea dasiensis is the source of this 1287-nucleotide messenger RNA. The record is from the annotation of a GenBank genome assembly. Lineage: Eukaryota; Fungi; Ascomycota; Saccharomycetes; Saccharomycetales; Saccharomycetaceae.